AUUGUGAAAGUUAUGCCGAGGAUACUGGUACCGGGAUCCAUGGUCCAGGUUUAGAGGACACGGAGGAUGGGCACAGGUGAUCGGCUGCUGGAUAUUGCCUGCAACGUAUGCGAGGAUCGUAGUUCAGGAAAACACUAUGGAAUUUACAGUUGCGAUGGUUGUUCGGGAUUUUUCAAGAGAAGUAUCCACAGUAAUCGUGAGUACACCUGCAAGGCUCAGGGCUCAAUGAAAGGUCGUUGUCCCAUCGACAAAACCCAUAGAAAUCAGUGUCGAGCUUGCAGAUUAACCAAGUGCUUUCAAGCAGGAAUGAACAAGGACGCAGUGCAACACGAACGUGGCCCGAGGAAACCGAAACUCCACCCGGACAAGCAGCACCAAGUGCCCCAGCAAUCCCUGGUGACAACAUUGUCCUCCCAUCCGGGAUCACCAAGACAUGAGGCCAGAGUUGACAUCAAUCCUCACCUGUUCCCACAUCACAGCCCCGUGGUGAAUCCCCUGUCGCCUCUGUCAACACCCCCGGGGCAUCACGAGCGAACCAGAAGAGACAGAACUGCCUCCCACUUGCUAUCAAUUCACAGGUGUUGGAUAAAUGCUUUCAGGAGAUUGAGGUACGUUCCCUAUCCCCAGCCACCGUCAUUAAUGCAAAAACCACCGGAUGAUGGAACUUCACCGGUGUCGUUUCCCCUUCAGCUACCACCACCCAAUCCAGCCCUUUAUCACUCAGCAUCUGUUGCACUUGGACAACAACCGCCGCUUCUCCAAAUUCUCAUGUCCGCCGAAAGGUGUCAAGUAAGAUUCUUAUGGAGUACUCGAUUAUAGCCCGACGGCGAGGGUUCACUGGACCAGACGGAAACAGAAGCGAGCGCUAGCCCGACGGGAACAUUGCAAAAUUUCAGUCCUACCUGGGAAAUGCUGCAGGAAACCACAGCUAGACUUCUGUUCAUGGCGGUGAGAUGGGUGCGAUGUCUAGCCCCUUUUCAGACAUUAUUCAAAGACGAUAGACUCGUCCUCCUCCAGCAGACAUGGACACAAUUAUUUUUACUGCACUUGGCCCAGUGGUCAGUCUCCUGGGACAUCUCAGGACUUCUAGAUGACGAACAGGUCAGGAGGAGGCUACCUCCCGAUGAAGCUUCCCUCCAGGAACUUCACACCAUUCAAGAAAUAAUGUGCAGAUUUCGGCAACUCUCACCUGACGGGGGUGAGUGCGGAUGCAUGAAGGCGGUAGUUCUCUUCAGGCCAGAAACAAAAGGUCUGGCCGACCCUAAGCCUGUGGAAAUGCUGCAAGAUCAAGCCCAAUGUAUUCUAGGGGAUUACAUAAGAUCCCGUUACCCUCGCCAGCCGGAGAGAUUCGGCCGUUUUCUCCUGUCAUUACCAAUGUUGCACGCCGUAAAGCCGACGACUGUCGAGCUUUUAUUUUUCCGUGAAACAAUCGGUGACAUUCCCAUUGCGCGAUUACUCGGUGACAUGUAUAAGAUGGAGCAUCACUCAACGGACGAUUUCAAGGGAGACUUGGGCUUCAGCAUAAUAAAUCACCCGAAAGUUCCUGAUCUUAAAAAAUGAGA
Molecule: messenger RNA, 1562 nt
Organism: Fopius arisanus
Lineage: Eukaryota; Metazoa; Arthropoda; Insecta; Hymenoptera; Braconidae
Gene: dsf
Product: dissatisfaction
Exons: 10
Biological process (GO): cell differentiation; regulation of transcription by RNA polymerase II; anatomical structure development
Molecular function (GO): nuclear receptor activity; zinc ion binding; RNA polymerase II cis-regulatory region sequence-specific DNA binding
Source: RefSeq, a predicted model, not a curated record